Molecule: messenger RNA, 1272 nt
Organism: Aspergillus terreus NIH2624
Lineage: Eukaryota; Fungi; Ascomycota; Eurotiomycetes; Eurotiales; Aspergillaceae
Exons: 1
Coding region: 1-1272 (423 amino acids)
Source: RefSeq, a predicted model, not a curated record
AUGAAAUCCUCCUCGACAAAAGUCCCCAACGGCCACGGCAGCCUCUACAAGGAGGUGCGCUUCUCCCCUACCGCAACCCCCAUUCGGCGUACGCAGUCGGUGCCACACACCCACGCCGUCCAUCAUGCGCAAAUGCUUGGCGGUAAGGGUGACUCUGCGACGUUGAGCGCAAGCUACCUCCAGCAGGUGCAGGCCCUCCUUGACCGCCAACGGACGAUGAUAGAAACCGAACGGACCCUUUUCGCACAAGAGCGAGAAUUGUGGAUACAUGAGCGUCAUAUCCUGCUGGCCCGCAUCACCGAAUUGGAAGCACUCUUGCAGGAUCAGGGCGACACCAGUAGGAGUAGGGGGAACAGCAUGCAUACAGCAAUUUCGACGGGCGCAUCGGUCCCAAAACGGUCCAUAUCUUUCCAACUGCCGUUUGGGGCCCCGCACUCGUCUGAUCGAAACGCCGCGACCGCCGCCCAGGUGUGGGAGGGUUCCAGCCCCGGGAGCCGGCCCACCCGGGUGUUUGCCGACGAGGAGCCCUCGGACCAACAGCACUUGUCGAUCCCCGAGCAAGGGAGCCACACGUCCGGUGCUCUAUCAGUGUCACCUCCUUCUCUCGACGCGGCCCUAUCGCCCAAGUCGCGCGCCGUCGAUUCGACAGCAAAUGCCAGUGUCCCGGUGCCGAUCGAGAAGCUCGACAGCAAGCUCGACGGCAUCACGCUGAAAUCGUCCGCUCUGCCGCCGGAAAUCGUCGCGCGUGUCAUGACGCCCCCAUCCCCGGUGUCCCGGGAGACCUCCCCGUCGUCGGCGUCCCAGAAAGCCCUGGAGCGCCGCAGCAGCCUCAAGCUAAAAUUGUCUGAUCUAGGCCCCCCGGAGACCAAUCUCGUAAGGGAUGCAGGGCACACCCCGAUGGUGUGCAUCGACCGUGAUGAGGAAGCGGCGCAGCUCUCGCCAAAGGGCGACCCCUUGGAUACAGAGGGACUCCUUGCUCCGGCUGCACCGCGGCAACCUGCAGAAAACUCCGACUCGUAUUUCGCCGACUUGCCCGAUGAUCCCGCCCUGAAGGGGCCCCUCUCGUUGAUCAACGAAGAGGAGCAUGAUAGUGACUUUCUGAAGGAGCUGAACCAGAAGCUUUUGGACGAGGCCAGGCAGGUCCUUGGGCGCUCGGAGUCCCAGGAGAAGGAGGAUGAACCCGACCUCCCCGAGCAGGGCGAACAGGAUCCGGAGAUCAAGUUUAAGAAAACCACGAAUUUUGGGACGGCCUUUGGAACGGAGCUACGCUGA